AUGAUCCCUAUGACGCUACACCGGCACAAGUAGGCGGGAACCGCGUUACUUCACUCGACGUUGGGCUGAAAGUGUCGGUGGUUUACACGACUCCCCUCGUGCAUAAGAGUUUGGCCAAGGAUUGCCAGUCACGAGCUACAGAGAAGACGUUUUUCAAAGCCCCAAUUGAGGGCGGAAACGAGCCUCAAAUCACUGUCGGACUCCGAACAAACGAAUUCCAACGAAUUCUGUUCUGUUUGUAGACGUCCGAAUUCAGUGGGGUCUCCGAUUGAAGUACAACGAACGGUCAUUCAAUUGGAACUAAUCUCCGUGCGGUUCUCCGUCUGAAGCUAUCUGGCAGUGGACGACGUGGAAUAUCCGGAGUCUGUCGUGCAGAAUUGUUCCCUCUAGACCUUUCGCGCGACGGCAAGGCUAACAACCUUGGAAUGGAUUGAUCCGUCUUUGCGUUAGUUGAACGCUCUCUGUGUUCUUCAUCUAACCUACACUUGUUUUGCAGAUGUGCGCGCUGCUGAUUCACGCAACCGCGUCACGCCGCGAGGAACAGGAAACUCCAACUCCACAGAGCUAAGAUACCCGCAAGGGAAUCCGGCGGGCCGAACUGCAUUAACACGGUGUAAGUUGAUUUGGAGACAAUGAAAAAAUUAUUUUUGCAAGCAUUUCAGCGCUCAGCUGUUGCUCCUGGAUCCAUAGAGAUGAUGGAUGUCUGUCUACAUCCAUGAAUUGGCAAGAAGAAGGAAGUGCUUGACCGAGCACCGACUGUUUCAUUCUCCCCGAUUCGAACCGUCGCUAGAGACCUCAAUGGUCAGCUGACGAUGUCACCUGCAAGCUAUUUUCGAACCCUAUAUUUUUCUCCUGUAUUCUUGUUUUUGCAUUUCUUGCAUCCGUUCACUGCAUUACCACACACACACACAAACCCCAACACAGAUAUGUUCUGCGGAUCGUCAUCGACGCGCAGAAACUGUGAGUUAUAAUAAUUGUAAUUCCGAUCAUAAUUGACUGAUUUCAGGAGCCUUGGAAGUAUUUCGAACCGUCAUUAAUGGACUAACAAUGGCUCCCGGACAUGUCGGAAAGUCCAAAGGACCCGUCUGUCCAUCGCUCUCAAAAAGAAGAGAAAAGAGAAGAAUAAAGUAACUGAUCGAGAGUAAGGAUCAAUCGGCCAGAACGGUGGUCGAAUACACGGAACACUGUGCUCAAAGGAAGGAAAGAGCAAAACGGACCGACAGAAAGCCUGUACAUCACGCCUGUCGGGGCCACUCCUCCUCGGCUGACGGAAGUAGAAAUAGUCCGUCGCCAGGAACAAACGAAGGAGGUCAACGAACGUUCAUCCUUCGAAACAUUCGGUCUGUGGAUAAAAGUGAGUCCAUUCUCAGGUCUUACCGCAUCAAAGUUACCCGUUCAGAACACGCACUCACGCCCUGUUAUUCUUAUCUGCUCAUGA
Caenorhabditis sp. 36 PRJEB53466 is the source of this 1438-nucleotide messenger RNA. The record is from the annotation of a GenBank genome assembly. NCBI's taxonomy places the organism in Eukaryota, Metazoa, Nematoda, Chromadorea, Rhabditida, Rhabditidae.